This is a messenger RNA of Gongylonema pulchrum, 780 nucleotides long. Lineage: Eukaryota; Metazoa; Nematoda; Chromadorea; Rhabditida; Gongylonematidae. The record is from the annotation of a GenBank genome assembly.
AAUUCUGAACAAGACUGUUCUGGUGGCAACGAUAUCCACAAUAAGAUGUUUGUGAUUACAUCGACCCCGAAAGGUACCUCUUCUUCACCACGAGAAGAAAAUAAGGGUGCUACAGUUUCGCCCGAUAAUCGCCCCAUAAAACCAAUGAGUGAUGCGGAUUACCGCCGCUAUUUUCUUCCAUCCAACGAGGAAUGCACAUCACAUCGUCACGAUCACCAUGGAGCUAAGCAUGCCGCACGUGAGCAAAAAGUUCCAGAAUGCGAUAUCGGCAGUACUGUUGCUAGUGCUGUGAAUCAAAGAUGGAAAACGAAGACAGACCUGGGUACGGCGCAAAAAACUGCUGCUGGCAAUUCGCAGAAGCAUUUUUUUUUUCAAAAUUUGAUUGCAUCAAUCCCAGACUUUUUUAGCAGUUUUUUUUGCAAAACUGUUAUCUCUUUGAUUAUUCUGUGGGGCGGUCAAAAGCAUAGCCUGAUACCGAAGAAAUUACCUGGAUCUAUGAACAAGAAGAAACACAGGGCAAGCAACAGCGGCAAUCGAGAGGAAUGCAGCGAAAAGCCGAAGCGUGCAGCUGCUAUGAAGAUCAGUGUUGUUUUUUUGAGGGGCAGUCAAAAGCAUAGCCUGAUACCGAAGAAAUUACCUGGAUCUAUGAAUAAGAAGAAACACAGGGCAAGCAACAGCGGCAAUCGAGAGGAAUGCAGCGAAAAGCCGAGGCGUGCAGCAGCUAUGAAGGUAAUUUCUUAUAAGGAGAAGGAUUUGAUCAAGAAGCGCAAUGCAGAUUGA